Messenger RNA from Didymodactylos carnosus, 492 nucleotides. NCBI's taxonomy places the organism in Eukaryota, Metazoa, Rotifera, Eurotatoria, Philodinida, Philodinidae. The record is from the annotation of a GenBank genome assembly.
AUGGGAUUCGGGACUGUCCCGCAGAAGUCUACAAGUAACAUCCAAAUAAAUACUUUAUACCAACAACAAGAACAUAAAGAGCUGAUAUUAACUGUGUAUCGUGGUCAAAUAAGAACACAUAAAAAAUUACAAAUAUUACAAAAUAAUGAGGGUAAUUUAAUAUCAAUGAAUACAUUUCUGUUAACAACAAAAAAUAUCAGUGCUGCUCUUCUAUUUUCUGAACAAGAUAAAAAUUCUACUUUAAAAUCAGUUUUAUUUCAAAUAACAAUUGAUACAAAAUCUUGUACUACGAAACCAUUUGCUUUUAUCACGACAGAUAGCCAUAUGAAAAUUGAAGAGGAAGUAUUGUUAACCAUCGGUACAAUUUUUCAAAUCGAAUCUGUUGAAGAAUUUAUGGGAAGGGAUAAAGGGGUCGACGUUGCGUCAAUAUUUAAGUUAGUUCUAGAAGCUCCAAAAUAUCCAACAACUGUUAAAUUUUCCGUGCAGAAAUAA